Pogona vitticeps (central bearded dragon) is the source of this 1624-nucleotide messenger RNA. The record is from RefSeq and is a predicted model, not a curated record. NCBI's taxonomy places the organism in Eukaryota, Metazoa, Chordata, Lepidosauria, Squamata, Agamidae.
GGGCUUCCUCCCAGGAGAGGAGGGAGGUGAUUGGGUCUGCCUCCCUUAAAGGGGAGGAGCCAAAAGAGUGGGAGGAGCUCCCCUUGGGUGGGAGGAGCCUAGCCCUCAUUCUUCCCGCCCUGAGGAAGGAAGGAAGGAAGGUGUGCAGCUGAGGGCCUCUGCAAGGGCCCGCAGGCCAGCCACCUCCCUAGGCAGAGGGGGGGUCCCCCUUCUUCCUUCCCAGCCCGGCCCACCCUCGCUGGGGCACCAUGAAGCUCCUCCGCCUGCUGUGCCGCCACAAGACUGCCCUGGGCCUGGGCGGCCUCUCCCUCUUCGGGGUGGUGCUUCUCUACCUGGCCAAGUGCACCUCCGAAGGCCUCCGGCCGUCCCAGGGCGGGGGGCUGCCCCAUCAGCAAGUGGCCCGGAGCCCCGGGGGGCUCCACCCUCCCGCCGCCGCCCCAGCCCCUGCUCCUGAGGAGACCGCCUUCCUGGCCGUCCUGGUGGCCAGCGGCCCCAAGUAUACCGAGCGGCGCAGCAUCAUCCGGAGCACGUGGCUCUCGGCGGCCGGCCGGGCCCCCGGCGGGGACGUCUGGUUCCGCUUCGUGGUGGGCACCGGCGGCUUGACCGGGGAGGAGCUCCGCCCCUUGGAACUGGAGGAGAGCCGCCACCGGGACUUGCUGCUCCUGCCGGACCUCCGGGACUCCUACGAGAACUUGACCGCCAAGGUGCUGGCCAUGUACGUCUGGCUGGACCAGCACCUGGACUUCCGGUUUGUCCUCAAGGUGGACGACGACACCUUCGUGCGCUUGGACGUCCUGGUGGAGGAGCUGCGGGCCAAGGAGCCGAGGCGCCUGUACUGGGGCUUCUUUUCUGGCCGCGGCCGCGUGAAAUCGGGGGGCAAGUGGAAAGAGAACGCCUGGCUCCUUUGCGACUACUACUUGCCUUACGCCCUCGGAGGGGGCUACGUCCUCUCGGCCGACCUGGUGCGCUAUUUGCACCUCAGCCGGGACUAUCUCAACCUCUGGCAGAGCGAAGACGUCUCCUUGGGGGCCUGGCUCGCUCCGGUGGACGUCAAGAGGGUCCACGAUCCGCGCUUCGACACGGAGUACAAGUCGCGCGGCUGCAGCAACAAGUACAUUGUGACUCACAAGCAGAGCAUCGAGGACAUGCUGGAGAAGCACCAGACGCUCGCAAAAGAAGAGAAGCUUUGUAAAGAGGAGGUUAAGCUCCGGCUGUCUUACGUGUAUGACUGGAGCGUGCCUCCCUCGCAGUGCUGCCAGAGGAAAGACGGCAUCCCUUGAAGGGUGCAUGGAUCAGGGGGAAAGGGGCACCCAUGGAGACGGACGUGUGUUACACUGAAAUACUUCCCUCUGCGGCCAGAGGUUUCCGUUCCUCUGGGACUUCAGUUUGUCAGGACCCUACUGGAUCACCACCACCACGGUCAAAAGGGGCCUCUGAAGACAAGACAGCAUGGACUGAGGGAAUGAAAUUGUUCUAUAGCUUCCUUACAUUAAUCCACCAUUGGAUGUGACAGGCCUUUGUGCCAUCCCGUAGAACGGUGCUUCCCAACCUUAUGGUUCCCCAGAUGUUCUUGGACUACAACUCCCAGAAAUCCUUUCCAGCACAGCAGGAUUCUGGGAAUUGU